Messenger RNA from Onychomys torridus (southern grasshopper mouse), 5071 nucleotides. RefSeq names its product L3MBTL histone methyl-lysine binding protein 1 (gene L3mbtl1). Gene Ontology annotation, cellular component: nucleus. Gene Ontology annotation, molecular function: zinc ion binding; protein binding. The record is from RefSeq and is a predicted model, not a curated record. The transcript is spliced from 22 exons. The coding region runs from base 67 to 2571 and encodes 834 amino acids. Gene Ontology annotation, biological process: regulation of DNA-templated transcription. NCBI's taxonomy places the organism in Eukaryota, Metazoa, Chordata, Mammalia, Rodentia, Cricetidae.
CGCCGCACCGGGCUCCCACGGUCACUUGGCGCGGGCUGCACCCGCUAGCCUUGCAGACUCUUCUGGAUGGAGGGGCGCACAGAAAUGGAGAUACUAAGGACACUGAAGGGGUCUUCCACAGGGGAGGUCAGUGUGCACCUGGUGGCCAGAGACAGCACAGGUUCCCAUCCUCACCUACCUGCAACUGCCUUUAUUAUUCCUACCAAUGCAGCCACCCUUGGUAUGCCCAGCACUGCCCUGGAUGUGUCCUAUCCCCGGGAACCAGUCCAUGUGGGCACCCUGGAGCGUGUGACUAGCAGCAGUGAACCAGUUACCGCCACCAUUAUGCCACAGCUAAGCACCGGGCCAGGGACCAAUAGCACAGUCAGGCUUCUGGAUUGGACAGGGGUUUCCACACCUUCAGCUGGGAGUGGCCUGCGGUUCCGGAUAAGCGAGUACGCGCCACUGAAUAUGAUGGGAGUAGAACGACCACCAUGCCCAGAACGACAGCAAGAAGGGCUGGUCAGACAUGAAGGUGGCCCUACUGGAGGCGAUACAGGCACCCAGCACCCUGAAAAUGUCCACCGGAGCCCUCAAGAAGUCACCUCUCGGGAACCCCCAAAGGACGCGAGCUCCCGUGAGUGCCAGACUUGUGGGCCUCAACAAGGCACUGCCCCAGACCUUGGUUCUUCAGGUGACCGCUGCCCUCCGCCUUUUCAGAAGCGGUCAGUCAUAGUAGAAAACUCAGGCUGUACCAUCGCUUCUGAGCUCCUAAAACCCAUGAAGAAGAGGAAACAUAGGGAGUACCAGAGCCCGUCAGAGGAAUCGGAGCCAGAGGCCAUGAAGCAAGGAGAAGGAAAAGAUCCAGAGAGACAGCCUACUGCCAACACCCCAGAGAAUGAAGAGUGGAGCAGGAGCCAGCUGGUGUUGGGUGAGAAGAAGGAAGGCUGGUCCUGGGAGGCCUACUUGGAGGAGCAGAAGGCUGUCACUGCCCCAGUCAGCCUCUUCCUGGACUCCCAGGCAGUCACCCAUCACAAGAAUGGCUUCAAACUGGGCAUGAAGCUGGAAGGGAUUGACCCUCAACACCCAUCCAUGUAUUUCAUCCUCACCGUGGCUGAGGUGUGUGGCUACCGGCUGCGCCUGCACUUUGAUGGGUAUUCUGAGUGCCAUGACUUCUGGGUCAAUGCCAACUCCCCUGACAUUCAUCCUGCUGGCUGGUUUGAGAAGACUGGACACAAGCUGCAGCCUCCCAAAGGUUACAAGGCAGAAGAGUUCAGCUGGAGCCAGUACCUGCGCAGCGCGAGAGCUCAGGCAGCCCCCAAGCAUCUGUUUGCAAGCCAAGGCCACAGCUCUCCACCCGUGGGCUUCCAGGUGGGCAUGAAGCUGGAGGCUGUGGAUCGCAUGAACCCAUCCCUCGUCUGUGUGGCCAGUGUGACCGAUGUGGUGGACAGUCGUUUCCUGGUGCACUUUGACAACUGGGAUGAUACUUAUGACUACUGGUGUGAUCCCAGCAGCCCCUACAUCCACCCGGUAGGCUGGUGCCAGAAGCAAGGAAAGCCCCUGACCCCUCCACAAGACUAUCCAGACCCUGACAGCUUCUGCUGGGAGAAAUAUCUAGAGGAAACUGGGACCUCAGCUGUGCCUACUUGGGCCUUCAAAGUGAGACCCCCUCACAGCUUCUUGGUCAACAUGAAGCUGGAGGCUGUAGACCGCAGGAACCCAGCACUGAUUCGGGUAGCCAGCGUUGAAGAUGUGGAGGACCAUCGGAUAAAGCUCCACUUUGAUGGCUGGAGUCACAGCUAUGACUUCUGGAUUGAUGCCGACCACCCGGACAUCCACCCCGCAGGCUGGUGCUCCAAGACAGGACAUCCCCUGGAGCCUCCUCUCCGACCCAGAGAAUCCAGCUCUGUCUUACCCGGGGGCUGCCCUCCUCUCAGCCAUAGGAGCCUGCCCCACACGAGGCCCUCCAAAUACAGCUUUCAUCAGCGGAAGUGCCCUACUCCUGGCUGUGACGGCUCUGGCCAUGUCACAGGCAAGUUCACAGCUCACCACUGCCUCUCUGGCUGCCCGCUGGCCGAGAGGAACCAGAGCCGGCUGAAAGCAGAGCUGUCGGACUCGGAGACUGCAGCCAGGAAGAAGAACCUGCCUAACUUGUCCCCAAGGAAGAAGCCCCGCCAUCACGGCCGGAUUGGACGCCCUCCAAAGUAUCACAAGAGUCCACAAGAAGAUUUCCAAGCCCUCCCUCCCAGUGUGGUGCACCAGUCCCUCUUCAUGUCCACCUUGUCAACCCACCCUGACCGCUCAUUCUCUGUGUGCUGGGAGCAACAUUGCAAGCUCUUGCCAGGAGUGGCGGGCAUCUCGGCCUCCACCGUCUCCAAGUGGACCAUUGAAGAGGUCUUUGGCUUUGUUCAGACCUUGACGGGCUCCGAGGACCAAGCGCGCCUCUUCAAAGAUGAGAUGAUUGACGGCGAGGCCUUCCUUUUGCUGACACAGGCGGACAUUGUGAAGAUCAUGAGUGUCAAGCUGGGCCCAGCCUUGAAGAUCUAUAACGCCAUUCUCAUGUUCAAAAACACUGACGACACCUUUAAGUGACUGGCCAGGUGGGCCCUCCUCCCACCCUGGCCGGGCUCCCUCCUCAGAUGGUGCUCCUUUCCUGCACCCCUGUCCUCUCAGUCUGACUAGGCCUGACCCUUCCCAGAAGGUAUAUGGGAGCAGAGGAGCCUGGGCAAGGGGGUCUAGGCCCUCAGUCCUGGAGUCCAUUUGUCUCCGGUUUGCCCCAGUGAGGGUGUGAUGGAACUGAGGCCUGAUGACAAAGGAAUGCAGGCUUCCUGGCUAGGACAGCCUGCGUCUUCAACCACCUUGGUUCUUAGGAGUUAGGAGGAGCUGGAUCCAGUAAGCAUCCUCUGCUCAGACCUGGGUCCUUUUGGCCAUCUCUGUGCUUUCUUCUCGGCCUCUCUCCUGCUAUGAAGAAGUGACCAUGACGUAAAAGGUGCCUCCUCCCUUUCUGCUGUUGGCUGUGUACCCUUCCUCUGCUGUCCGGUUCUUGGGCAGCCCCCGUCAUGGUCCAGCCAGACCCCAUGGCUCUUCUCCUGUAGAUGUGUAAGUCUCGGAAAUAUGAGAGCUUCCCACUGGGAGCCUCUGGCUGUCUUUCUCCUUUUGCCUCUAGGCAGAGAUCCAGGACCGAGGCACCUUCCCGAACAAGUUCAGUUGAGGACCGCUCAGCAGUGGAGUAGCCAGUUCUGGGGCUUAGUUCCAGCAGAGGAAGCAGAUAGUUUGAAUUUAUGUUAAAACAAAUGGAGCCCAGGUUCCCCGAUGCUGCCUACACACCAGCAGAUACAGUCUGCUGGGUAUGGAGAAGCUGCAGUCUGGGCUGAUAGGCAGUCAGGCUAGGAUGUCAGGCACACUGCAGUCCCUGGCCUGAGGGGUAGCUCCAGACAACAUGGUGGUGGCAGCAUCCUAGCUGUGUCUGUGGCUCUCAGCCAAGAUAUUACACAUGCCAGAGAGGCCCCUGCCAGUCCAGCCUCCUGAGACUGGAGUGUAGCACUGUGUAGCACACAACCCCUGUGACAUCACGUUCACCUGUCCCUUAAACAUUUCUCAUUUUGCCCUGGAGUCUAACAAAGACCACCCACAGUUGAGAGUUGGAAAGGUUCCCUCCUGUCUUUGAACUCUCUGGUCUCUUAUGCCCUUCUUGCCACUCUCCAGCUGUCUCUCACUGCCAACUGGGUCCCUGCUGGGGCUCUGGGCCUUGGACCUUUCUGUCCAAGUGGAAGUUCAGUCUCCACUCAAUUACUGCCAAACACACCUCCCAACCAAAGUGGGGAGCACCAGAGCCCAGCAGGAGCCACUCCGCCCAUGGGUGGAAGCCAGUGCCAAGCUUCACCUGGUGCUGAGGUGGGCCUGCAGGCUGAAGAGCAGGGUCACCUCCCAGUCCAGUAUACUUGUAAGUCAUGUGGGGUGUGUGUGUGUAUGUGUGUGUACAUGUUGGUCACUCAGCAGUUUCUGUCAGGUGCAGGUAUGGGGUGCAGUGUUGGGAAUAUUAAGGGCUAUUGUUAAGCUAUGAAGCUCUAUUAUUUCCUCAGAAGUGAGAACCAAAAGUUCUUUUGAUUUCCUGUUUCAGUCCUUUGGGGACCUCCCCACCCUAGUCCAGACAGCUUCUGGGGGAUAGCCAUUUAACAUCCAGCUGGUGUCGACAGAGCCUCGGGUUGCCUUUCCCUUUCAGCACUCAAGGAUAACUCUGAGCAGAACCUUUCUGGGACAACGCUGGGCAAGAGCAGCCAAGGGGGAAGGAGGGUUAGGUUGACAGAUGUGACAUCAUUGCCCCUUUGCUGGGAGUCUCUGCUAUCUCAGCUGUCCAGUUGCUGUGGAACCUACCACCUUGUGGUCUUCAGUCCGUGGUGUCACUGACCAGUCUGAGAAGGCAGCACAUGUUCUGUGUUCCUGUCUAGUGCUGUGAGACCACACAGCUUCCAAGGAGGGGGACAGCAGCCUGUGCUGUGCAGCUCUGCCAGUAACAGUUGCCUGUGGGAAAGGCCAGACGGACUAAAGGCCUUGGAGAAGAGGCCUCAGCUAUGCUGCACUAAUGUCAGACUCUGUGGAAAGAAAGCAAAUCCUAAAGAAGUCAAAAGAAAUCUGCCUUCUGACCAUCCCACUACCCGCUGGGUCCCCAGAUGAGACCGUUGCACCUUGACCCGGGACACAGGAGCAGAGGGAGUGGGUAGCUGUUUCUGGCACCCUGUGCAACAUGAACCACUUACACUUUGUCCCCAGCAGGCUUGUCCAGCCUCUGCCCAGCCCUGGCCUGAUAAGGGAUGAACUUUCUGUUUAAUUUCUAAGAGAGAAUGAUUCCAGAGUUUGAAAAUGAAGCCUGUUUCCACCUUUUUUACAUGCACUAUGAUGGGGUUACAUUUUUGUUCUUGUUGUAUGUGUCUGUGUGUGUGUCUAUGUGUGUCUGUGUGUGCGUGCAUUCUUAAAGAAAAUCCUCUGGUUUAAACUAAAGUGACUCGUGAGGGAGGAAACAUUACAAAGAAAAUGUAGUAUGAUUUGUCUGUGUAUUGUAACAACACAAAUAAAUUCAAAUUGUUGAACAGUC